This is a messenger RNA of Daldinia decipiens, 755 nucleotides long. RefSeq lists its product as uncharacterized. The record is from RefSeq and is a predicted model, not a curated record. The transcript has a single exon. Bases 95 to 655 code for a protein of 186 amino acids. NCBI's taxonomy places the organism in Eukaryota, Fungi, Ascomycota, Sordariomycetes, Xylariales, Hypoxylaceae.
CAACAACUCUUACAAGUCUCAAAACUCAUUUACUUUAUACCCAACUCACACACCCAUCUAAAGACUUCUCCUCAACAACAAAACAAUCUACAAAAUGCGUUUCACUAUCGUCGCUGCUCUCCUCGCCGCUACUGCCAACGCAGUACGCAUUCCCGAGAGCGAGCCCGACGGAAUCUUCAUGCUCGACCUUGGCGAAGGCCCCGUCGCCCGCCGCGGCGGCAGCUACACCUUGAUUGAAGAGUUCAACAAGACGGCAGCCGAGCACAAGCGGAGCGGAUACACGCUCCUCGAGGAGUUUGAGAAACCAUCCGAAGAGAAGCGCGCCCUAGACUCGCCACAGACCUCGUGCCUAGCCAACACGAAGCUAGACGGCGUCAACUACCAGCAAGCCACGUCUCUGUUCAAGCAGCGGGUCGGCGACAAGCUCCCCGGCGGGAAGGGCAUCGCGUCCAAGUACGGCAGCGUAGUCGUUUAUGCUUGCAGCUGGAGGGGCGAUAACUCGAUUGACGCGGGCCAGAUCGACGAGGCGAUGGCCAAGAUUGAUGCCGACUGCCAUACCCUCCAGGCUGGCGCUUGCGGCAUGGAGCCUUGGGGGAAGAACUACGGACGGGACAACAUUGCCAACCAGGUCUGCUGGGGCCACGAUCUCUCAUAAAGGGGGUUAGGCAAAUAUUUUUGACUCCUUAGCUUUUCUUAGGGACUAGUCUUGUAUAAUUAGAGCCACAACGGGGGAUUGGUUGGAUAUCUGGCGAAUA